UCUCUUUCUCUCUCCCUCUCGGCUGCUGCUGGCCUGGGAUGCCCCACUCCAAGGGUACCGGAAAACCCCUUUUAAGCCCCACUUGCCAGCAGAGAGCAGCCACAUCUGCGAGCCAGAGCCACACAAAAAGUUCUGGUCCUUCCAGCUGCGCGGGAUUCCCAGGUUGAACUCUUCCGGGAAACUUUGCUUCACAGCUCCUCUUGCGAAAUCAAGCGGGCCCUCCCUCCUCUCUUUGGCUUAAAGGCGAGAGCCUGGAGCCAGCGCAAAGCACAGGCUGGCUACCUCCUUCUGCAAGCCUAGAGAGCAGAGCCCACCGCAGCUGCAUCAGACCAACGCCCCUCCGGGCGCCUCUCAGGCAGUAAUGGAGAAAACAUGUGCAGAUGAGUUUCCUCUGACUACCAACUCCUCAGAAAAGCAAGGGAUUGUCUGCAUUUUCGGAACAGGGGAUUUUGGGAAAUCACUGGGACUGAAAAUGCUUCAGUGUGGCUAUUCUGUUGUUUUUGGGAGUCGAAACCCCCAGGUGUCCAGCCUCCUGCCCAGGGGGGCAGAGGUCCUGUGCUAUUCGGAAGCAGCAUCAAAGUCUGACAUCAUAAUCCUGGCCAUACACAGAGAGCACUACGAUUUCCUCACAGAACUGGCUGAUUCUCUCAAAGGAAAAGUAUUGGUAGAUGUCAGUAACAACCUCAAAAUCAAUCAGUAUCCAGAAUCAAAUGCUGAGUACCUUGCUCAACUGGUGCCAGGAGCCCACGUGGUCAAAGCAUUUAACACCAUCUCAGCCUGGGCUCUCCAGUCAGGAACACUAGAUGCAAGUCGACAGGUGUUUGUCUGUGGAAAUGACAGCAAAGCCAAGCACAGAGUGAUGGAUAUUGCCCGUACUCUUGGACUCACCCCACUGGAUCAAGGAUCUCUCAUGGCAGCCAGCGAAAUUGAAAACUACCCUCUGCAACUAUUUCCAAUGUGGAGGUUCCCUUUCUACUUGUCCUCUGCGCUGUGCGUCUUCUUCUUUGUGUACUGUGCUAUACGAGAAGUGAUAUACCCCUACGUGAAUGAGAAGACGGAUGCUUCGUUCCGCCUGGCUGUUUCCAUCCCGAAUCGCGUCUUUCCUAUAACAGCACUUACACUGCUUGCCUUAGUGUACCUCCCUGGUAUUCUGGCCGCCAUUCUGCAGCUCUACCGAGGCACAAAGUACCGCCGAUUCCCAAACUGGCUUGACCAUUGGAUGCUUUGCAGAAAGCAGCUGGGCUUGGUAGCUCUGGGGUUUGCCUUCCUUCAUGUCGUCUACACACUCGUGAUUCCUAUCCGUUACUACGUACGAUGGAGGCUGAGAAACGUAACCGUUACUCAGGCCCUAGCUAAUAAAGACAGCCCAUUUGUUACCACUGUUGCCUGGCUUAAUGAUUCCUACUUGGCGCUGGGAAUCCUGGGAUUUUUUCUGUUUCUCCUCUUGGGAAUCACUUCCCUGCCAUCAGUAAGCAACAUGGUCAACUGGAGAGAGUUCCGGUUUGUCCAGUCCAAACUGGGUUAUCUGACCCUGGUCUUGUGCACAGCUCACACUUUGGUAUACGGUGGAAAGAAAUUCCUCAGCCCUUCGAUUCUAAGGUGGAGCCUUCCGUCAGCCUACAUUUUGGCACUCAUCAUCCCCUGUACAGUGUUGGUGAUGAAGUUCAUCCUCAUCUUGCCAUGCAUAGACAAGACCCUCACGCGCAUCCGUCAGGGCUGGGAAAGGAACUCAAAACACUCACAAUCAGCACUGAAUGGAAAAUCGGAUAUUUAAACAGUUGAAUUUGCCGGGAUAUGUGUAUUAUUGUAGUAAAUGUUUAGCGCAUAAUGUGUCCAGUUACAAGAAAGCGUUUUCUCUCGUCAUGGUCAGGGUCCUAACUUUAUCAUCACAGUAGAAAAUGUUGCCUGACUUUGAAAGACCAGAAUAGCAAGGGAGCCCCCCCCUCGGUCACGUGAUGACUCACUGCAGGCCUCCCUCACUUCCUUUCCCAGAAACCACGGGGAUGCCACUGUGAUUAGAUUUACAGGUCUGUACUCCGAAACUUCUUGACUGUGGGCAACAUGCAUGAUGAAAUGUUUUGCAGAGUUCUGGAAGAGUGUGUGCAACUUCCUUCUCUAAUUCAAAAAGAAAGCAACACUGUGAGAAAGCAACACUGUGGUCAUACUAAAGGUUUUGCUCGGCAUACCUAAAGAAAAAACCCAAGGGAAGUAGACAGAGAGAGGAUUUGUUUGUUUCCUGGAUGGAGUGGUGAUCAUAAGUAUUGUCCUACCGAUCUGGGGGUGUUUGGGGUUUGGCUAUAGUGUUAAAUGCUGUCUUACUGAGCUACACACACCCCAGCCUGCCAUAGUGAGUGUGUAUUCAUGUGUACACACGCCCUAGCCUGCCAUAGUGAGUGUGUAUUCAUGUGUACCUCUUGAUUUUUUUUGCUUUUACCAAUAUGGAUACUUACUAUGGGGAAAUAUUUUAUACUGCAACAAAAAUUUAACAGUUGGUUUGAAGUAACUGUUCCUUGGAUAUAUGGAAAGCUAUGUGAUUGUCACAAGAUUCUUCCUCUGCAACGGAUGGCUAGAGGGAGAUAGGGUAAGAGUUGAGUGACCCUAAGUUGAGAGAAGAUGGAGAAAGAGUGGAAGAUCCAUUGGGUUUUUCAGGUGCAACAAGCAGAGACGGGUUGAUAACAGCCAUGUACAAAAAUGUCAAGCCAGAAUUUUAGCUAGUAAGCUAAGCAAAUACUAUAUAAUUUCACUAUGCUGUUUGGUAUCACUUAGGGAUUGUGGAGUGCUUUCUGCAUUAUACAUUUCAAAUACUGUCCAGUAUUAAGCAUCUGUGAAAUUAACUUGAAGUAUAAACAUGUAGCUUCCAUAAUCUGUCUUUGUUAUCAUUGUAAGUGGUGCAGUUAAAAGGAAUCAUCUGAACACGUCGGUGGGAGGAAAGGAAAGCUGAGAGGAUUGUGGAACAGUAGGAAGACGAGCAGCCGUGGGUCGGAUGCAGCCGGCUCUGGCGAGCAGCCGUGGGUCAGAUGCAGCCGGCUCUGGCGAGCAGCCGUGGGUCAGAUGCAGCCGGCUCUGGCGAGCAGCCAUGGGUCGGAUGCAGCCGGCUCUGGCUUGCUGUGUGGACUGUGCCUUUCCCAAGGUGACUCUAAGCAGGCUGAGUCUCCCUAGCUCUAGCCUGGUGCUAAAAGGAGAUUUUUGCACAAUCUUCCCAUGUGUCACUGAAAUAAGUGAAAGGCAUUGGGUUUAACAUUUUUCUGCCUAAUCCACAAAGGCUGUUUAUUUUUCAUUUUGUUAGCUUUUAUUUCACAUAUCAUACAUAAUAUCAUACAUUGCUCACAAUUCAGGAUUUUUUUUUAUAUAAAGCUCUUAUAUAAUACAGAAAUUUCUUUUACUAUUGCCCUAAUAGAACACAUAGACCAUAUUCAGUUCUUACUAAGAGGACAAUUGAGUUAAUGUCUUUAUACUAACAAAAUAUUUCUGUAUUUUCAAUUAUUUCCUUGGAAUAUUUUCUGAGUUAAUAAUAUAAAAUUAAAGAAUAUUUGACAACA
Grammomys surdaster is the source of this 3539-nucleotide messenger RNA. RefSeq names its product STEAP4 metalloreductase (gene Steap4). Gene Ontology annotation, biological process: copper ion import. The record is from RefSeq and is a predicted model, not a curated record. Lineage: Eukaryota; Metazoa; Chordata; Mammalia; Rodentia; Muridae. Gene Ontology annotation, cellular component: endosome; plasma membrane. Gene Ontology annotation, molecular function: ferric-chelate reductase (NADPH) activity; cupric reductase (NADH) activity. The coding region runs from base 362 to 1774 and encodes 470 amino acids. The transcript has 5 exons.